Molecule: messenger RNA, 8024 nt
Organism: Podarcis muralis (Common wall lizard)
Lineage: Eukaryota; Metazoa; Chordata; Lepidosauria; Squamata; Lacertidae
Gene: CPD
Product: carboxypeptidase D
Biological process (GO): protein processing; peptide metabolic process
Molecular function (GO): metallocarboxypeptidase activity; zinc ion binding
Source: RefSeq, a predicted model, not a curated record
CCGGCCCCUCAAGGGUUAAACAACGCCCUCUUUCGCGCCUUUAGCCCGCCCUCCAGCCUUUAUUAUUGGCUCUCUUCCCCCACUUCCCCUUUUCUAUUGGCUGUUUGCUGUCUUCUCCGAUUGGCGCGCUGCUCUGCUCCCUCCUCGCCAAUCGAGUGUCGAGUUACCUCAGCGAGCACUUUUCCUCCCCUCAGCGGCGGCGGCGAGCGAGCGGCCUGUCACAUCUGAGGCGGCGAUGGCGGGCCGGGCCGGAGGCGGCGGUCUCUUGCCCUUCGCUUUAUCUUCAUUCUUCUUCUUAUUUUUGUUGUGGCGGCGCGGGGCGGAGGCGGCGCACAUCAAGAAAGCGGAGGCGGCGGCGGCCUCCACGGAGCCCUCGGCUGCCGGCGGCGGGGCGGCGACGCGCUACCUGGACGAAGCGGAGCUGGGGGCGUCGCUGCGUCGCUUGGCGGAGGACGAGGCCCCUCGCGGCUUGGCCAGGCUCUUCUCCAUCGGCCGCUCGGGCGAGGGCCGGGAGCUGUGGGUGCUGCGCCUCAGCGCCGACCUGCCGGAGCCCGGCGGCGGGAGCGGCGACGUCGGCGACCCGGUGGGCGGACCCCCCAUCCCGGGCCGCCCGCAAGUCAAGCUGGUGGCCAACAUGCACGGCGACGAGGCCCUGGGCAGGGCCCUGGUGGUCCGCCUGGCCCGCGAGCUGGUUGCGGGGUGGCUGCGCGGGGAGCCCCGGGCGCGGCGCCUCCUCAACGGCACCGACCUCUACCUCAUGCCCAGCCUCAAUCCCGACGGCUUCGCCCGCGCCGAGGAGGGCGACUGCGGCGCCCAGCAGGACCCCUCCGGGAGGGAGAACGCCAGGGGGAAAGACCUCAACCGCAGCUUCCCGGACCAGUUCGGGGCAGCCCGGCCGGACCUGGCCAACGUCCCCGAAGUGCGCGCCCUCAUGGAGUGGAUGCGGCGCAACCGGUUUGUGCUUUCCGGGAACCUACACGGGGGAUCUGUUGUUGCAAGCUACCCAUUUGAUGACUCCGCUGUACACAAGACCUCUGGGGUGUACAGCAAAUCUGCCGAUGAUGAGGUAUUCAGGUAUUUGGCAAAGGCUUAUGCAUCAAACCAUCCAAUAAUGAAAACCGGCACCCCAAACUGCCCUGGGGAGGAAGAAGAAACUUUCCAAGAUGGCAUCACUAAUGGUGCUCAGUGGUACGACGUGGAAGGUGGCAUGCAGGAUUAUAACUACUUGUGGGCCAAUUGCUUUGAAGUCACCUUUGAGCUUUCUUGCUGUAAAUACCCACCAGCUUCGCAGCUUGAGAAGGAAUGGGAGAAUAACCGGGAAUCUCUUCUCACCUUCAUUGAAAAAGUUCACAUUGGAAUCAAAGGGUUUGUGAGGGAUUUGGUGACUGGGGCUGGCUUGGAAAAUGCAACUAUUGCUGUGGCUGGGAUUGAUCACAACAUCACAACUGACUGGUUUGGUGACUAUCACAGACUGCUGGUGCCUGGGACCUACAACAUCACAGCUGCUGUCAUGGGCUACCUGCCAGUCACCAAAGUGAACGUAGAAGUCAAGGAAGGGAAUGCAACUGUUGUGGACUUCUCCUUGCAACCUUCAAUAGCGGUGCCGGCCUCUGACCCAACCCAGGAUGUGCCACUAGCCACCACAGAGUCUGUUACCAACACCACCAACACCACUGAUGCAAAUAGGACAACUUCCUUCCACCAAGCGAUCCAACCAGAGGAAUUCCGCCAUCAUCAUUUCCCUGACAUGGAGAUCUUCCUGAGGAAAUAUGCCACCGAGUACCCAAAUAUUGCUCGCCUCUACUCAGUUGGCAAGUCGGUGAAGCAGCUGGAAUUGUAUGUCAUGGAAAUAUCUGACAACCCAGGCAUCCACGAAGCAGCUGAACCAGAGUUCAAGUAUAUUGCAAAUAUGCAUGGCAAUGAGGUAGUAGGAAGAGAGCUUCUCCUUAAUCUCAUUGAGUACCUCUGCAAGAACUAUGGCACAGAUCCUGAAGUAACUGACUUGGUCCAAAACACUCGGAUCCACAUCAUGCCAUCCAUGAAUCCUGACGGCUACGAGAAAGCCCAUGAAGGAGACCGAUUGGGGAUUGUUGGCAGAAACAACAGCAACAACUAUGACCUGAAUCGGAACUUCCCUGAUCAGUUCUUCCAGAUCACUGACCCUCCACAGCCAGAGACAUUAGCUGUCAUGAGCUGGCUGAAGACCUACCCAUUUGUGCUUUCUGCAAACUUACAUGGAGGCUCUUUAGUGGUUAACUACCCCUAUGAUGACGACCAACAAGGAGUUGCGACAUAUAGUAGAUCCCCUGAUGAUGCAGUCUUUCAGCAAAUUGCACUUUCCUAUGCCAAGGAGAACGCACGGAUGUUUGAGGGUCACCCCUGUGCGGACAUGUAUCCUGGCGAGUACUUCCCUCAUGGCAUCACCAAUGGAGCUCAGUGGUAUAAUGUUCCAGGUGGCAUGCAGGACUGGAAUUACUUAAACACCAAUUGCUUUGAAGUGACCAUUGAGCUGGGCUGCAUCAAAUAUCCUCAGGCAGAGGAGCUGCCAAAAUACUGGAAGCAGAACCACAGGUCUCUGCUGCAAUUCAUCAAGCAGGUCCACCAAGGCGUCAAAGGGUUUGUGCUGGAUGCCACAGAUGGACGGGGCAUCUUAAAUGCAACCAUCAGUGUUGCGGACAUUGAUCACCCUGUCUCUACCUAUAAGAGUGGAGACUAUUGGCGCCUGUUGACCCAGGGAACAUACAAAAUUACAGCAUCUGCACGAGGGUAUAAUUCAGAAACUAAGACAGUGAAAGUUGGAGGUAAAGGUACAGUGCAGGUCAACUUUACUUUGACUCGAAAAGACUCCAAGGUAGAGGAGGGGACAGUACCAGAUAUAAAUAUGGUUGGCCUCAACGGCACAGUCACCAAAGAGUUUGAGACCCUGAUUAAAGACCUCUCAGCAGAGAAUGGCUUGGAGCGCCUCCUGCUGUCGUCAUCGGCAGAUGUCCAGCCUCAUCGCUACCGUUCCUACAAUGAACUCUCCGAGUCUCUUAGAGGCCUCAACUUGAACUAUCGGAAGAUCACAAAUCUCUCUAGCUUGGGCCAAAGUGUUGAGUUUCGUCAUAUCUGGUCCCUGGAAAUCUCCAACAAACCCAAAGAAUCUGAGCCAGAGGAGCCAAAGAUCCGUUUUGUGGCUGGCAUCCAUGGCAAUGCCCCUGUUGGCACAGAGCUGCUCUUGGCCUUGGCAGAGUUCCUCUGCAUGAACUACAAAAAGAACCUGGCCAUUACCAAGCUGAUUGACAAUACAAGAAUUGUCAUCGUGCCAUCCCUGAAUCCAGAUGGGCGAGAGAUUGCUCAGGAGAGAGACUGCACUUCCAAGACUGGCCUGACCAACAUUCAUGGCAAAGAUCUGGACACUGAUUUCACAAGCAAUUCCUCUGGGGCAAGAGAACCGGAAACCAAGGCCAUCAUGGACAACCUGAUACUGAAGCAAGACUUCAGCCUCUCUGUUGCCUUGGACGGAGGAUCUCUGCUUGUCACUUACCCCUAUGACAAGCCUGUGCAGACAGUGGAGAACAAAGAGACUCUGAGAUAUUUGGCAUCUGUGUAUGCAAACAACCAUCCCACAAUGCAUCUGGGCCAGCCUAGCUGUCCAAACAAGUCAGAUGAGAAUAUUCCUGGAGGAGUGUUGCUUGGGGCUGAAUGGAACAGUCACCUGGGAAGCAUGAAGGAUUUUAGUCUUUCCUACGGACACUGCCCAGAGAUUACGGUAUACACUGGCUGCUGUUACUUCCCCAGUGCGGGGCAGCUUCCUACUCUCUGGGCGGAGAAUAAGAAAUCUCUUCUCAGCAUGCUGGUGGAGGUUCAUAAAGGAGUCUACGGGUUUGUCCGAGACAGGCAUGGACAGCCAGUGUCGAAAGCUCAAAUUGUGCUCAACGAAGGGGUAAAAGUCUACACUAAGGAAGGUGGUUAUUUCCAUGUGCUGCUGGCUCCUGGCUACCAUAAGAUCCAUGCUAUAGCAGAAGGCUAUCAGCAGCAGCAUGUCAAGGUCUUGGUUCGCCAUGACAUGGCUAGCUUUCUCCAUGUGCAGUUUGACACGGACAACAAGAUCUUUGGCCUGCCAAGGGAGUUGGUGGUUACGGUAGCAGGGGCUACCAUGACAGCUGUGAUCCUGACAGCCUGCAUCAUCUGGUGUGUGUGUUCCAUCAAGUCCAACCGGCACAAGGACGGCUUCCACCGCCUACGACAGCACCAUGACGACUAUGAGGACGAGAUCCGUAUGAUGUCCACGGGCUCCAAGAAGUCCUUGCUGAGCCACGAGUUCCAGGAUGAAACGGACACUGAGGAGGAGACACUCUACUCUAGCAAACACUGACCCACCCGGCAGCAGGGAAGUUCCCUGCAGAGACAGAUCCUGCAACACUGAGCAUUUCCCCCUUCUCAAGCGAUGGACCCAGAACGUGUGUCCUCCCAAACCUUUGCUCUUGGCUCAUGCCAGUUCCUGGUUUAUGCACAAGGAGGGCACCCCACCCCACCCCACCCUCCAGCUGGCUUCUCUUCUAGUCAGGAGUGCAACUGGAAGCUUAGUUGCUUACAAGCCCACUCAAGGGAGGGGAACAACCAAAUGGUUUUGUGGCGUUGCUAGCACUUCGGCAAUGUUUUCCCUAAGCCCAUCUGAGACUUUUCACUCCAUGCAAUUAUCUGUGGGAAAUUCACUGUAGCUGCCAAGAUGUUUUGUCUAAACUACUGCUGCUCCAGCAGCAUAUGGAAGUCUCUGGAAACUCUUAUUCUCUUCUGCCUGGGGCAGGGUCAAUGGGUGCAGGGUGUUAGGAAACUGGUCUUUGCUCACUACUUAGAGGAAUUAAGCUCUUCCUUCUGUUAAGAAUGACUUCAGGUUAGGUUAUUUUGGCAGAAGCCUGGUUCAUGGUUACCUUUGACUCCUAGCAAGAGAGGAGCGUUGUAUCAAGAUGCAAGAAUCUAUGUCUCCAGUAAAGGUGACAGUUUUUUGAAAAAUAAAAAACGUGUUUUGGUUGAGUUCUCUCGCACCGAUCCUGCUUCAGAAGUUCUGAUGUUCACUAUUUGACAAUGUAGACUAGCAAGAGUCUAAUGCUAGCUAGAUUGUGAGCCAGAAUUCCUGGCUUGGAUGCCAAAUGGUCCUUCGCAGCUCAUUUUUUUGGAUUCAGGCAGCCUUUGUACAAGCAGCCAGACUAGUGGCUUUCGUGAUUGUGUAUCUGUAGUCUAGAAAAAUAUUUCCUCCUAGUAAACCUUAUUAAUAUGCAAUUGCUUUGAAAACUCACCAGGCUACUCCUAACCACAAAAAAAACAAGACCGGGGGGUGGGCACCUCCUUCUUGAUCCUUCCUUUUUUGAGCACCAAGUCUGUAACUGCAAAUCUGCUCUUCUGCUGAGAUUAGAUUUUGCUGCUUCUCAAAGUAUCUCCAAAAAGGAGAGAGAAUGUUAGUGGGCCUGUUCUGGAAGGGAAGGCACUACAGUGGUUAUUCCUCAUGUUGCAUGGUACAAGUCUAGUCUCCCCCCCCCCCUUUCAGCCACUUGUUCGGAAAUUUCAUUUAUGGACUUUGCAUAUAGUGAGAGUAAAGCUGUUGCAAAGCUGACACACAAUUACCACAAGCUUCGGGGAAGGGCUGCAUCUCAGUGGUAGAGCAUCCACUUUUCAUAUAGACAGUUCCAGAUUCAAUCUCCAACAGCAUCUCCACAUAGGGCUGGGGAUGUUCCUCCUGCCUGAAACCCCGGAGAGGCACUGCCAGGCAGUGUUGACAGUACUGAGCUAGAUGGACCAAAUGGUCUGGCUUGAUUUAAGGCUGCCUCCUAUUUUUCUGAUGUUUUACGUUUCACUGUUUGGGCUAGAAAAAUCUCUUAGAAGGUAGACCAGCUCCCUCUUUGUACAUGAUGGAUAUGUGUGUGUCUUUUGUUUCCUCGUUAAACGUCACCAUUUCUUAAGCCUUGCUAGCUUCAUUUGGGGAAGGCAUCAGGGUUAAAAUCCAGUCAGGUGCACGCUCACUAGGGGUCAAACCAUGAAGCGGAUGAAUUGCAGCUGGGCUGUUUUGAGGGUUGGGGAAUGGAAAGGAUCGUGGUGAUUUCUGCAUUGCUGCUGCCAGGCAAGACUGGACAGGCACCACCCAUUUGCAAGUAUUUAUCUGCUAGGUGACGUCCUCUUGCCAAUAUGUAUCUUUGUGUCAUGGGCUCUUACACCACCUGUGUGGGAAGAUGCAACCUGUCACGGAGUCGGGCUAACAAAACAGACCAGUUUUUUUUGUUUUUGUUUUGAAGAAAGAUAAUGAAAUCUGUGGGAGGUAAACAAGGCUCAGUCAUUCAUCCUUUGCUAGCUUUCUUAUUGGAACUUGGCUAAAUACUUCCACCUAUACUGGCUCAGUUUGUUGUGAGAAAUGCUUAUAAGUCACCCUUUGCCAAACUAGUCCCCUUCACAUGUUUUAGACUGCAAUACCCAUCAGCCCUGGUCAGCUUGUCCAAAACCUAUGGAGGGCACCAGCAUGGCAAAGGCUGGUAUAAGUGAUCCACAAGGCCUAAACCAGAUGCUUUUCUCAAACCUCUUAAAACUUGCCAUGAUUGGGAACACAGUGACUGGGAUUGCCACACUUAUUCUAUGGCUUACUGCUAAGUACAUAUACCAUAAUUAUCUGAAACCCCAUGAGAUGAUGCUUUCAGUAUACCCUCUCUAACAGCUAGGGAUAGAAAUACCCUCUAGCUUUUGUUCUCUGUCUGGAUUUGUUCACUGUAAACAGCCCUGUGAUCCUCGGAUGAAGGCCAGUAUAGAAAUUUAAUAAAUAAUAGUAAUUGCAUUCUGCCAGGGCGCUCAAGGCUGUUUACAGUUGUAAAAUACUAGACUGAGUAAUAUAUAAGACGGCCUCUCAGGCAGACUGAUGUUCCCUUCAGGAUUUGAUGGUAAUAUGCUCCCUGGCCUGGGCUUCCUUAACUUCAGUUUCCCUCCUUCUUAAGUAACUGCAGGGAACAUGCACCCUGGGAUCCCCUAACAUGGUGCCUGUGGGCUCAGACACGUACACAUCUCUUUGCACCCACAAAGGUCCCCUCCCCCUCCCAUUUUUAUCCCUUUUAAAAAGUUGAGGUGGUUUGGGGUCUUGCCUGCUUUUCUGUUGUUUGGGGGGGUUAUGUUUUUGCCCCUUUAGGAAACACAGUGACCAGCCUUGCCAGCCUUAUUCCAUGAACUGGGUAUUGUGUGGUGCCCACAACAGUUUUUUUAUUUUAAUUCCACAUGUGCCCCCCGGGCAUCAAAAGGUUGAAGGCGUGAGUUAACUCUGUCCCUGUCAUAUCAGCCAGGAUUGGAUUCUAUGAAAUCAAGUUCCUAAGUCUAUUAACAACCUUCCUACCUGUUUUAUCCAUCCCAAAAUACUGUUACAAGAGUCUUCAAUGCUAUCCUAAUCAUCUUCUGCCUUAAUUGAUGUUUGGCUUUUAAUAUAUAAUCUUCUGAAGUACAAAUUAUUGAGUGUGGAUUCCAGAUAUCCUUGUUGCCAUAUUAUGGGUCUUGGGUUGGGCCUUCCUACCACAUAUUUAGAGGAUUCUCUCCCUGCCAUUCUUCCUCCUAAACUUCCCAGUUGGCAAUAAGGUGGUAUUUGGGUGGGGCACCAGACCUCUUUGCAGAACUUGUUUGAAAUGUAGAAUCUCAAUGUGGAGGCAAGUCUUGCCUUGAUGAUCACAGGUGGCUGCCUCUGUUUGGUAGCAAUUAUGCAAAGGUGCUUAAAGAACAACAAAAGUGUCUCCUGCUCCUGCUCUGUGCGACACCUUAUGCCUUUGGCGGAUCUGGUGUUUGCUUCUGUGGUGCGGAAGAGUGGUCUGCAACUGCUGCUGGUGUGUACCCCAUCCCUGUCUUAGUCCAUGCACUGUUGUGCCUUCAAAAGCAAAGUUUGAAAUUAGGGGCUUGACUUGGGAAUGCAAACCAGUGGGUGUGAAUGGGGGGUGGGGUGGCUUGAUGACUCUUCUGUGAGUGUGUGUUGGGUUUUUUAACAUGUACACUGAGCUCUAAUCUGUAUAAAACUAUUUUAUGACGUC